Molecule: messenger RNA, 1518 nt
Organism: Peronospora matthiolae
Lineage: Eukaryota; Oomycota; Peronosporomycetes; Peronosporales; Peronosporaceae
Source: the annotation of a GenBank genome assembly
AUGCAGUCGCGGUCUACAGCAGAAACCGCCAGUCGCUCCCUCCUCCGCCUUCUCUUGACGUGCGCAGCCCUAAGAGCUGCGACGCUCACGGCCGUUGAGGUGAGCGUCUGUCGGGACGCGACGUAUGAACUCGCGAUAGACGCCGCGUCUUUGUGCGCGGGCGCAGGCGCUGAACCCGCUGGAAGGCACUGCCCGAAAGCAGGCGACGUGGCAGUUGACGACUGUCGUUCGGCCCUUCCGUCGUUCGCGAACGGACGCUGCGUCUCGCCUGAAGACGCGGUGUGUCAAGUGGUGAACGAUAACGAGACGUGGGGCUGCGUGCUGCCCUCUGUGGGCUGCAAUCACACGGAAGUCCAGUCUGAAGCGACAAGUCGGUGUGAGACGUGGGACUUUAGCAGCAAUCACUCGACGGACGGCGUCGAGGUGCUCGAGGAUUCUGCGCGAGACCGGAACGAGAGCUGGUUCAAGAAGACGACAGAGCUGCGGGAGCUCUAUAAGUGCGGGGAGCGACCUACCCCUGCACCUACGAGGAGAGCUCACAGGAGGAAAGUGGACAAGACGGAGACGAACAAGAGGAACCAGACGACGACCAUGUCUUCUGGAUCAGGGGACAGUGACGAUGUAGAACAAGAGGCGGAGGUGGAGGUGCCGGUGAAGAAGGGGACGGAUCGAGAUGUGGUGGAGACAGAGGCAAUGGAAGAUACAGAGGUGCAGAGUACGACGCUUACUUUAGCGCCGAAGUUUGCUGCGACGGUAGCUCCGAGUCUGAUGCCAGGGUCUUUGGGAUGCAACGGGCCGCAAAGUGACGAAGAUGACGAAAAUGUCGAACAAGUAGAUGAACUUGAGGCUGGACAGGAAGAAAGCGCGGCGGGGCACUUCACAACGGUGACUUUUGCAGCUGAAACUGUUUCAAGCUUUGGAAGACUAAGCGAUGAAGUGCUGGCAGCGAUUGCAGCAGUGGUGGCCGUUGCUGCUGUUGUUGUGACUGUUUUUGCGGUGGUCAUUGCAAGGAAGAGACGCCGACUGGAAGGUGCGAAGGAAGAGGGAAGUGCGGAUGUCGGGGACGCCGAGGAUGAGGCUGAAGGGGAACAUGAUGGCGAUGAGAAACAUGAGAGCGAAGGCAUAGACGACAGCAGUGAGAAGGUCGAGAGCGAUGGCAAAGGUGACGGCAGCGUGAAGGACGAGAGCGAAGUCGAUGCCGACACGAGGGUCGAGAGUGAAGGCGACAACGUUGGAAGUGAGACGCGUGCAUUCUCUCUGCUUGUCCCGCCGACACCUGCAGUGUUGCCGGCUAGACUAGCAACGACGCCUGUAUUUGCUGGUGCAAAGGCGAACGUAGCGACGACGCCAACAGCAACAACACCUACAGUGGCGUCCACAGCUGAUGACCUUCCUGCCACGACGUCGGGCGACCAUGCAUUUGAAAGCAUCCAAGAUGGAAGCGGGGACAAUGAAGGUGGCGAAAGUGCAUUGGCAGGUUCGUCCGACACGGGUGAAUGUUGUCGCCACGACGCAUAA